AUGAGAGUCCUAUACCAGAUAGCAUCGUUGAGUGGAUAGAAUUUCGUAACUUAAUGAACGUCAAGUUUUUAGCUGAAGGUGGAUUUGGAAAAGUAUAUAGUGCUACGUGGACACCUGGUAAGAUCACUGGUUGGAAUGAGAUGAAGAAUACUUUUGUACGAAAAUCCAAAAAGGUGGCACUUAAAGUCUUUAAUGAUGAUGGCCCCCCUGGAGACGAACUUUUUCGAGAAGCACAUUGGAGUCAAAUAUUCACAAGAAAACGAAAUUUUAGACCUUGUGUUGUUAAUAUAUUAGGUUUCACUAAGAAUCAAGAAGGAAAAUAUGGGAUUGUCUUAGAUUUAUGUGAAGGAGGCGAUUUACGAAAUUAUCUCCAAAAACACUAUAAAACUAUGAAUUGGAAAGAUAAAGUAAAAGUUGCCUGGGAUAUUGCAUUUGAUAUACAGGAAAUUAUUGAAUAUAGAUCGAAGCAAGAAGGUGAAAUAAUGGGUGUAUUACCCUACAUGGCUCCUGAACUCCUUUGUGGUGGCCGUAAAACACAAGAAUCUGAUAUUUAUUCUUUUGGAAUUAUAAUGUGGACAAUAAGCGCUGGAUGCGUUCCAUUUAAUGAUCGACAUGGAGAUCCAUAUUUAGCCAACGAUAUUAUAUGUGGCCUUCGACCUUCUAUAAUUCCUGGAACAUCAAAGAAAUACGCAGAUUUGAUGUGCAAAUGUUGGGCUAAGGAUCCCCAUGAUCGCAUUUCUGCAAAGGAUGCUGUCCAAAUCCUUCGAGUAUUACUGAGAGAUAUGAUGGAAAAUAAUUUUAUCGAUGAAUAUUCGACUGAAAAAAAUUCAUCAUGGAAUCCACCGAAAUUUGAUUUUUCAGUUUUUCUUACCAGUGAACGAUUGAUUAUUUCAAAUUUGACUAACAGUAGGGGUAAUUCACAUUCGAAUUCGGAUAAAUUGAUAUUGUAUCCAAAAAUACAUGAUACACGAAACUAA
Molecule: messenger RNA, 977 nt
Organism: Dentiscutata heterogama
Lineage: Eukaryota; Fungi; Glomeromycota; Glomeromycetes; Diversisporales; Gigasporaceae
Source: the annotation of a GenBank genome assembly